AUGACAACAGUGGGGUUGGCCGAUUUAAAGUUUGAUGGUUGUUUAUAUACAUGGUCUAAUAAGCAGGUAUCUGAUCCUACUCUCAAGAAACUAGAUCGUGUAUUGGUGAAUUCGAAGUGGGAGGAGGAAUUUUCAGGAUCGUCAGCUACAUUUCUUACUGCUGGUGUGUCGGAUCAUUCGCCUAUGGUUGUGAAGGUUGCAGAGUUACCGCGUAGGAAGAUUCCAUUCCGCUUCUUUGAUUAUUGGAUGGAUCAUUCGGAUUUCUUUCCUUUGGUGGCUCAGGUUUGGGGUGAAUCAGUAGUGGGUACCCCUAUGUUUUGUCUGUGUUUGAAGUUGAAGAAGCUAAAGCUUGCCUUGAAAGACUUUAAUAAGGAGCAUUUUUCAGAACUUCCUACGAGAGUUACUCAAGCUCAAAUUGAUAUAGAGCAUGUUCAGUGUUUGAUUCAACAAUCUCCUUUGGAUUCGUCUCUACAUAGGGAGGAGGCUCGAUUACAAAAGAAACUUUGUGAGUUGAGCAGGGCUGAAGAAGGUUUUUUGAGACAAAAAGCUCGUGUUAAGUGGCUGAAUUUAGGCGACCAGAACACUGCGUUCUUCUUCAAGGCUAUGAAAAGUCAUUAUGGCAAGAGUAAGGUGGUUUCUAUUUGUAAAGACGAUGGUACUAGAGUGGAGGAGCCGCAUGAUGUUAGUGAAGUCAUUGUUGCGUUCUAUCAAAACCUCCUUGGUCAGCAGCGUAGUGGUGAGAGUCUAGAUAUGGACUUACUUCAAAAAGCUCUUCCAAAGAGCAUCUCAGCAGAGCACAAUGAAAAUCUUGAUAGAGGUUUCUUCAAGAGGACUUGGAGUAUUGUGGGAAAUGAUGUUCUAUGUGCCAUCAAGUCCUUCUUUGACUCGGGGCAACUAUUGAAGCAGGUUAAUGCUACAACCAUCGCAUUGGUUCCUAAGGUUCCAAAUCCUUCUCAGACAUUGUUGGAGCUCAACAAAUUGCUUUUGUUAAAGGUAGGCAUAUUAGUGAUAAUAUCAUUCUUUCCCAAGGGUUGUUGA
Molecule: messenger RNA, 1038 nt
Organism: Olea europaea var. sylvestris
Lineage: Eukaryota; Viridiplantae; Streptophyta; Magnoliopsida; Lamiales; Oleaceae
Exons: 3
Coding region: 1-1038 (345 amino acids)
Source: RefSeq, a predicted model, not a curated record